AACAGCAGAUGCAUGGAAAUCUCUUUUAUAGUUGCAGAUUUAUAGCUGAAACACCAACGUCCUCUGCCCUCGUGCCUCGCGAUCUCCGCCAUGGAGAACUUCCCAUUGCUGUCCCGCCUUUCCGCCAUGGAGAACAUCGAUCUCUCCUCGCUGAGGAAACGGCUGAACGCCGAUCUCUCCUCGGCGAAGCGGUACCUGCGCUGGAAGUGGCUGGGGCUGUCGAGGAGGCGGUUCCUGGCGCGCAGCGUCGAUGGCGCGCCGCCGGGUCUGAAGGCGGACUUCGUCAGCAUGCUGGAGGACGAGGAGGGCGCGGACGUGACGUUCGUCGUGGGCGGCCGUCAGUUCCGCGCCUACAGGCGCGUGCUGGCCGCUGGGUCGCCGGCGUUCGAGGCGGAGCUCCUCGGCGAGACGAAGGAGACCGCCGCGGAGCUCGUCAAGAUCGACGGCAUGGAGCCGGCCAUCUUCGAGGCGCUCCUCCACUACGCGGCCACGGGCGCGCUCCCGGAUAACGUGGACGGCAGCGAGCCGCUGCAGCGCCUGCUGGCCGCGGCCGACCGGUACGGGAUGCACAGCCUGAUGGCGAUGUGCGAGUGGAGGCUUUGCAGGAGCAUCGACGCGCAGACCGUCCCGACGACGCUGGCAUUGGCCGAGCAGCACCACCGCGAGAAGCUGAAGGAUGCUUGCGUCAGAUUCGAGGCCUCCAGGUGCGUGCUCGGCGCCAUCAGGGAAGAGGUGGGAGCAGGGAUCAUGUCCCGGCUGGGGACGCGCGUCCAAGGGAGGCUGGCGCUGUUGGGGACGAAGGCGACCUCGUUGUUCCGCCAUGCGAGGGGCAGCCAGGCCUGCCGUAACGUGGGCGCCCUCGUGCUGUUCUUCUCCUGGUGUGGCAUUGCCAUCUACCUAGCCGAAAAACCCGAGCCCGAGCAGAGCCAACGGGAGCUAGCGUCUUUGCUCGAGAAUGUCCGAGAGCUCGACUCUUGCCGCUCCAGCCUCAGCUGGAGCUCCCGACUCGCUCUGCUUGAGCAUACGCUGCAACGGUUCCAAGAAUCGGCUUGGCUCAACUCGGACAUAUGAAUGGGCCACCUCUGCUCCUCUGCGGUAACUGGAAACAAUUUCCUUAGUUUCGUAGCACAAGUGCACAACUCGGUAUCCAGGAGGGGUCGUGUGAUUAUAGUUUCUUUUUUUUUUUGAGGGAAUCGUGUGAUUUUCGUUUCAGGAUUUAUAACUAUUGUGUUUUAAGCACGCCGCUGGCCAUUCAAUGGUCAUUUUUUUUUAUUUUCAUUUUUAUAUUCUUGGGCAUGCUUGUGUUGUCUUCCCGACACACCUUCUAU
This is a messenger RNA of Hordeum vulgare subsp. vulgare (domesticated barley), 1328 nucleotides long. Its product is annotated as TD and POZ domain-containing protein 5-like. NCBI's taxonomy places the organism in Eukaryota, Viridiplantae, Streptophyta, Magnoliopsida, Poales, Poaceae. Gene Ontology annotation, molecular function: protein binding. Gene Ontology annotation, biological process: protein ubiquitination. The transcript has 2 exons. The coding region runs from base 91 to 1071 and encodes 326 amino acids. The record is from RefSeq and is a predicted model, not a curated record.